UGGACCUUCAAACAAUCGACCGUCGAAAAACUAUAUAUUAUAAUCAUUAUAUUCGGAUCCAAAAUGUCUGUCCCUAAGAGCCUGGUCGCUGUUCUCGCCGUUCUGGCCUGUGCGGUCUCUGCAGCCCCUACUGCCACUGCUUCUAACCCUGUCGGCAAGACCACUUUUACCAUCGGCAACACCAAUAUCACACAAGGAGCCGGAUGCACCAUGUGGGUUGAAACCGAGCACGGCAGUGGUUGCAGCGAUGUUGUUGUUCUUGACGGAGCCACAAACUGCGACAAAAUCAAUACUGCCAAAUCUGGCCUUGUCUGCAACGGAACUGCAAGCGUGGAUUUCUCCAAGUCUCCCGCCGCGGCCACUUUCGUUACGUGGGAAUACUUGGCAAAUUGCGAUAUUAAGGGCAACGGAUGCACUGCCAUGUAUUAGUUUGUUUCUUUCAACUAAUUUCGGGGCUUCUUAGCCAACUAC
Talaromyces proteolyticus is the source of this 471-nucleotide messenger RNA. RefSeq lists its product as uncharacterized. The record is from RefSeq and is a predicted model, not a curated record. Lineage: Eukaryota; Fungi; Ascomycota; Eurotiomycetes; Eurotiales; Trichocomaceae. Bases 64 to 429 code for a protein of 121 amino acids. The transcript is spliced from 2 exons.